AUGGCAGCUUGUCUUGAUGACAAAUUCGAAAGUUUAGAAGCCGUUCUUGCCGAAUAUCUACCGGAAGAUGCUUUGAAGAAAGUCAGUCUAUCGCUUCGUGGACCUGGUGCAGUAGAUUUAGAAUUACCAGCUAGUGCAAAAGAAACAGCCAAACAAAAUAAUUUUGAUCUUCAAGGUUAUCAAAUCAAAAUAGCACAGAAGGAGCAAACACGACCAGAACGAUUGGUUCGAAUCGGUGCCAUCCAAAAUGCAAUUCCAAAACCAACAACUACUCCUGUUCAAGAACAGAGAGAUGCGAUUCAUCAACGUAUCGAUCGAAUGCUUGCUGUUGCUCACGAAUGUCAAGUGAAUGUGAUUUGCAUGCAAGAAGCGUGGACUAUGCCAUUUGCCUUUUGUACACGGGAAAAAUAUCCAUGGGUUGAAUUUGCCGAGUCAGCGUAUGAUGGACCAACGACAAAGUUUCUUGCCGAAAGAGCAAAGAAGUAUAAUAUGGUCAUUGUUAGUCCGAUCUUAGAACGUGACGAACAACACGGUGAUGUGAUUUGGAAUACCGCAGUGAUUAUUUCAAAUCAUGGUAAUGUUAUUGGUAUUACGAGAAAAAAUCAUAUUCCACGAGUUGGUGAUUUCAAUGAAUCUACUUAUUAUAUGGAGGGAAAUACGGGUCAUAAAGUAUUUGAGACUGAUUUCGGUCGUAUUGCCGUCAAUAUUUGUUACGGACGUCAUCAUCCGCAAAACUGGCUUAUGUAUGGUGUCAACGGCGCAGAAAUUGUGUUCAAUCCAAGUGCAACUGUUGGAGCACUAAGUGAACCAUUAUGGAGUAUUGAAGCACGCAAUGCAGCUAUUGCAAACAGCUAUUUUGCAGUUGGCAUCAAUCGAGUUGGUACUGAGACGUUUCCUAAUGAAUUUACUAGUGGUGACGGCAAACCAGCGCACAAAAGUUUUGGACAUUUUUACGGAAGCAGUUACAUAGCGGCACCUGAUGGUAGUCGAACACCUGGAUUAUCUCGAAUCCGUGAUGGUCUUUUAGUUGGCGAAUGCGAUUUGAACUUAUGCCGACAAAUGAAAGAUAAAUGGGGUUUUCGAAUGACACAGCGUUUAGAUUUGUAUGCUGAUAGUUUUGCUCGAGCAAUUCGGCCAGAUUAUAAAAUGGAUAUUGUUAAAGAUCCAAACAUGAAACAACAAUAA
Molecule: messenger RNA, 1185 nt
Organism: Adineta ricciae
Lineage: Eukaryota; Metazoa; Rotifera; Eurotatoria; Adinetida; Adinetidae
Source: the annotation of a GenBank genome assembly